UGUACACACUGAAUUAGAACCAGUCUGUGAGUUGAAUUUCUUGGAUUUAACUUAGACCUGCUUUUUCUGGUUAUUGUGAAAAACUUUCACUAAAAAAUGAAGAGAAAUACAGUCAUCCUACCAUCAUACUGUUGGUAUACAAUUCAGCAAAUGUCAAGAGCAAAUGAUCUUGUCGGUGAAAAUUGUCAAAAGAAUUUUGAUCGCUUGCGACCAAAAUUUGAGAUUUUGGAGGCAAAACGCACUAAACAUGUAGCAAAGAAAGAAGCAGAAAAACUUGCAAAAGAGCAAGGAUUUGACCGGAUUGCUGAAGAAGAAAGGCAGUUCGUAGAACAAGAACAACGUGCCCUCAUUGAAAAGAGCAAAUACAAAAUGAUGCAACGAGACAAGGGUGUGGAGAAUUUUAACAGAGAACUCAGUAAGCAAGGGAUAAAAGAAUUCAACAAAGUUUUGGCGGCAUAUCAGCGAGACAAGAGGACAGCUGCAGAAAAACUUGCAAAAGAAAGUGGGGAGAUCAAUUCUUGGAACAACGCUGCUGAUGAACGGAUUAAAAAUGAAGAGAUCAAACGGAAACAGACCACACGGGCUAACGCUGACGAGUACAUUGGCCAGAUGCGUGAACAUAAACAAAUUGCAGAACAGAAACGACUACUUGGACAUGAGGAGACAAGGCAAAUUAUGCUCAAAGAUGCAUACAUAAACCAAAGGGAAAAUGAAGACAGAGAGAAACGGAGGGAAAUGGAAAGGGAUUGCCUUCAGCAAAAUCCUAUUAAGCAAAUACGCUCUAAAAUGGAGCAGUUGGAAAUAUCUCGCAAGGAGGACACAGGGAAUUGGGGGGAUUUUCUCUCGACCACUAGAAAUUCAGAAAAAUAUAAGGCCGACAGAUUAAGAGAGACUCAGAUGAAGAUACAAAACGUGUAUGACAAGCUUGCAGAGAUAAAAAAAGAGGAAAAUUCCAAGUUGGCUUCAAGAGAGAAUAGAAUCAACAAACUCGACAUACAAAGGAGGAUGAAAGAAAAACAGCGAGAGGAGGAAGAACAGGAGAGAAAGGCUACUACGGAAAAAUCUCUUUUGGAAACAAAUACUUAUCUAGCGAGAGAGAAACUAGAGGAGAAACAAACUGACAAAGAGAAAAGCAGAAAAAGGCUUUAUGAAAUGAGGGAGGCUGACAAGUUGUAUGCGGCUGAAGAAGAAAAAAAGUACCAACAAAAACGACAAAUCACCCUCGACUGUUCCGAAUUCAACCUUCGAAUGGCGGCAGAGAAGCGUGCCAAAGAGAGAAAUAAGAAAAACACGGACAUGGCGGAACAGCGGAGUCUUCAUCACAGUUUCACUAAUCCUUCAGACACCAUUAAGGAAUACAUGAAGACUGAAUUGCAGAAGGCUCAAGACAGGGGGCUGGAUGUACAAUACAUCCAAAGCAAAUUUAGGAAACCCAAGCCACCUCCCAAAGUUGGUGAUUCUUGCAGGGUUUUAAACAUUUGUCCCAGUUAUGACACUUGUCCCGGUCUUGUCGCUGGUACCAGUCUUGACACGCGUCCCAGUUUUGAGCCAGACCCAAAAAAUGUCAUCAAACUGCAACAUGCACGUAUAGUCAGGCAUGUCCCAAUGCCAAAAGAUGGUUCUCUACCACCUAUAAAUUCCAAAACUCCCUUCAAUUGAUUAAAGUAUCUAAAGCAGUGGUCUCAAUCUGCAGUCCUCAAGAACCUGAGUCCAGCAGCUUUUAUGUACUCCGUUUCCUUCACACUUGAAUUAAAUGCCAAAACUGCCAUUUAAUUCAUGUAAACCAUGAGCACUUGCAUGUAGUCAGGCUCUACAAAACUCUGCUGAUAUAUUUGUAUAGGAGUUACAUGUGCUGAAUAAGAGAAACUUCUAAAUCCUUCCUAAAACUUCCCCCAAUUGUGCAAUUUAAUCUCAUUUCCUGUCUUCUCAUCUUGUCUUUGUCUUGUCUGUUGGUUCUCUCCGGGUGCUCCGGCUUCUCCUAAAGUUCACAAACAUGACACUUGAUUGAUUUUUUUAAAUGACCCUAUCCCCACAGAUUCUGUUAUGCUAUAAAAUGUGCAUAACAAGUGGGUGGAUAUGAGAAAUCAACUUGUAUACAAAUGGAUAAAAAGUUAAAUUAAUACAGUAAAAAUAACAAAAUCUCCCCACUGUCGAGUAGCUACAUGCUUGCCUCUUUGGGUCUCCAAGUCCAGUUCUCAAAGGCUACUAUCCUGCAAAUUUUAGAUGAAUUUCAGCUUAAAUACACCUGGAUCAAAUACACUGCUCGUCCCCAACCUAAGCCACCGACCAAACCCAAUGAAUCUUGCAAGGUUUUAAAAAUUUGUCUUAAUUAUGGCACUUGUCCUCGUCUUGACGCUGGUACCAGCCUCAAAACUAGUCCCAGUUUCGAGCCAGACCCGGCAAAUGUCAUUAAAGUGCAACAUGAAAGAAUUAUUAGGCACGUCAAAGGGUCAAAGAAUACACCUGAUUCUCAGCCACCUGGGACUCAGACACCAGAGAGAAGUCACAGCAGAUUGCCUUCAAUUCACAGAAGUGUGUGAAACAGAGGGAAAGUGUUGCAAAACACUUGUGUUCGACAAAGUAUGUUUGGGCCGGAUCUGGUCUGGGUCUGGCACUGGUCAGGGUCCAAUUUGGUCUGGUCGGCUCUGGUCUGGGAGUGGUUGGGUCGGAUCUGGUCAGAUCUGGGGUCUGGUUGGAUCUGGGUCUGAAAGGGUCUGGGUCUGGUCAAUUCUUGUCUGUUCUGGUCAGGUUUUGUCUGAUUGCAUCAGGUCUCGUCUACAACUCAGCAUCAGUGAUUCUUGAGAUGCUUGGCUAUAAGAGCAACCAUGAGACCCAAUACCCACCAUGAAAAAGACGGUUAGAGGCUAAAAUCAAGGUAACAAGGAGGGAAGUGAGGCAACUAUCAGAGCUCCACAAGGGUGCAAUGAAA
Poeciliopsis prolifica (blackstripe livebearer) is the source of this 2929-nucleotide messenger RNA. Its product is annotated as caldesmon-like. The record is from RefSeq and is a predicted model, not a curated record. The transcript has a single exon. Bases 97 to 1659 code for a protein of 520 amino acids. Lineage: Eukaryota; Metazoa; Chordata; Actinopteri; Cyprinodontiformes; Poeciliidae.